Molecule: messenger RNA, 1349 nt
Organism: Salvelinus sp. IW2-2015
Lineage: Eukaryota; Metazoa; Chordata; Actinopteri; Salmoniformes; Salmonidae
Product: carbonyl reductase [NADPH] 1
Molecular function (GO): carbonyl reductase (NADPH) activity
Source: RefSeq, a predicted model, not a curated record
UCUUGAUCUCAGUUGUUCCUUCCUGUCAUCACCAGCACCUUGAAGAAAUCGAAUGCUCGGGCAGGGCUUCUACUUCUCUGACCGUUAUUGUGUUGAAUGAUACUGUGUAUCAAUCCAUACUGUGCUAGCUGCAAAGACGGUGGUGUGCUCCAUACUACGUUGUAACAGUUUAUACAUUCACACUGGUGAUGUCUGGUCCACAGGUGGUUCUGGUCACUGGCUCCACACGUGGCCUGGGGUUAGCCAUAGUGCAGGCGUUGUGCCAGGGCUUUAAAGGGGAUGUGUAUCUGAGUGCCCGGGACGUCCAGAGGGGGGCCAUUGUUGUCGAGGAUCUGCAGAGGGAGGGACUCAAGCCCAGACUCCUCCAGCUGGACAUCACAGACCCGGUCAGCAUCCAGGCGGCCCGGCAGCAUUUCAUGAAGGAGUACGGGGGUCUGGAUGUGCUGAUCAACAACGCAGGCAUCGCCCCAAAACGAGGUGACCCUGCAUCCUUUGGCAGCCAAGCAGAACGCAUUCUCCAAACCAACUUCUUCGCCACCAGAGACAUGUGCAAUGAAUUUCUCCCUCUCCUGAAGAAAGAUGGGAGGAUAGUGAAUGUUGCCAGCAUCGUGGGCUAUAUCACCCUCUAUAUGUGUUCUCCGGACCUCCAGGCCAGGCUCUGCAGUGAUGACAUCACAGAGGAGGAGCUAGUGGCUCUGAUGAAGCGCUUUGUUGCUGAGGCCAAAGCUGGAGACCACAUCAACAAGGGCUGGCCAAAUUCAGUCUAUGGGGUGUCCAAAAUAGGCCUGAUGGCCCUUACCCGGAUCCAGGCCCGCAGGCUAAGAAGAGAGAUGCCUCAGAGAGGGAUUCUGAUAAACUCCUGCUGCCCGGGCUGGGUGAAGUCUGACAUGACCUAUCCCAACGGGACCAAGACGCCUGCGGAGGGGGCUGACACACCUGUGUACCUGGCGCUGUUGCCUCCAGCAACACAGGAGCCCCAGGGGGAGUUUGUGGUAGAUAGACAGGUACAGGUAUGGGCGGGGUCACCAACAGGUGCAACAAUGGAUGAGGGACCCUGACUUUGGACCCUUUCAUCUGCUGCUAUAAUAUAUACAAGUAACUGCCAAAAUAAAGGAAACAGCAACAUAAAGUGUCUUAGUAGGAUGUAGGCCUACCGUGAAUCAGAACAGCUUCAAUGUACCUUGGCAUAGAUUCUACAAGUGUCUGGAACUCUAUCGGAGGUGUGCGACACCCAUCUUCCUCGAGAAAUUCCAUUAUUUCGUGCUUUGUUGAAGGUGGUGGAAAACACUCUCAGGCGCCGCUCCAGAAUCUCCCAUAAGUGUUCGAUUGGGUUGAGAUCUGGUGACUGA